GCCGCGUUGCACAUUGCGUCGGCUGAAGGGCACAACUUGGCAUAGAACUUCAGUCAUUUAAUCACAUGCCCCGAACGCAAACUAUAUUGUUUACUUUCUUCGAUAAUUGUCACUCAAUUUUCGUACUGAUUUAAAUCCGUUCACGGUAGUUCCGUCUUUAAUUAUUUAAACCAUUGCGAGUGAGCGUAUCCGCCGUUACAGUGAUUUUAAAAUAAGCUGGGUGCGUCCGCGCUGCAACUUCGUGCGAGUCUCUGACCUCGAUUCUAGAUUACAUCUGCACUUGGCUGUCUGGAGGAUUUUGGAUAAAUCAAACAGAUGCUGCCCCAUCAAUUUGUACUGACGCUAGCAUGGCUGCCUAUAUUCACGGAGGCGGCCCGAAUUCUGGCGUUUUUCCCUUUGCCACUCAAAAGCCAUCAGUUUGUAUUCCAACCCCUUUUGAGGGGUCUGGCACAGAAAGGCCAUCACAUCACAUACGUCACGGGGAUAGAAAUGAAGGACAAGGUUAAAAAUAUCGAGGAAGUUUUAAUCGGCGAUAUUAUGUCGGAUGACGAUAACCAACUAGCAGCAGACCCAUACUCCUUCCGCCACGAUGACGCCUUCAAGAUCUCGAUAUUCCACUGGGGAUUCGGUCUGAAAAUGACCGAGACCAUUCUAGCGAACCCGAUCGUCCAAGAGUUCCUACGUCGGAAAGACGUCAAAUACGACGUCAUAAUUUCGGAAAUAUUAUUCUCUCAAGAGCCGUUCGUCGCCCUCGGGAACUUGUUCGAUGCUCCCGUCAUAGACUUCUCCUCCCAGUGCGGCACUCACUACACCCACGACGUGCUCUUCAACCCGACGCUGUUCUCCUACGUCACCGACUACAGAUCGCCCUACUCGGAUCGCAUGAGCUUGUACGAGCGUCUUCAUAACACGCUCCUCGGGUUGUUUCAAAUCUACGGCACGUAUUGGUAUGCCUUCCCUCGAGAAGAGGCACUCAUGAACGCUUACUUCAAUAGUUCCGUACCCAGAGGGACAUCUUUGAAGACUCUCCUGCACCAGAACAUAGCUGCUUCGAUUUUCAAUUCGGAUCCCGUGUUGGGCUACCCGAGACCCAUGUUCCCGCAGUCCAUCGAGGUUGGUGGCAUUUCGGUGCAUCCGAAGAAACCGUUGCCGAAGGAGCUGCAAAAGUUCAUGGAUGAAGCUAGGACGGGUGUCAUUUAUUUUAGCUUUGGAUCAAUUUUAGCUGGGGAGAAAAUGCCGAGCAAACAGAAAGCGUACUUUGUGGAGGCUUUCAAAAGACUAGAUCAGAAAGUCAUAUGGAAGUAUGAGGGCGCUUUAGACGUCGAAUUACCUCCAAAUGUGCUCCUGCAGAAAUGGCUCCCGCAAGGUGAUAUUUUAGCUCAUCCAAAUUGUCGGAUAUUUAUCACUCAUUGCGGAUAUUUAAGUCUGGUAGAAACGGUUGAUAGGGGUAUCCCGAUAAUUGGCAUCCCUUUCUUUGCGGAUCAGCCGAGAAACUGUCACAUGGCCCAAGAGAAAGGAUUUGGCGUGCAUUUAAACUUUGAUGAUCUGACACCAGAACUCAUUGUAGAUACCGUGAAUGAAAUACUAAAGAAUAAAUCGUAUUCCGAUAGUGCGAAAAGAAUAUCUUCAAUUUUCAAAGAUCGAGUGGUCUCGCCCGUCGACAAGGCAGUUCAUUUAGUCGAAUACGUCAUCCGACAUGGCGGGAAUCCAUCCUCACAAACCGGUGCGAAAGAAUUGUGGUGGUUCCAGUACUUUUUGCUAGAUGUUACAGCAAUUAUUAUUUUUAGCGUUUUAGUAUUCUUUAUGAUUAUUUAUAAAAUUUGUAGAGUCAUAUUCAAUCUUUUGACUUGUAACUCGUCUAAAAAGGCCACAAGUACAUCUAGAACCCACAGUAAAAUGUCAAAAAAAGUGAAAUAAAAUUAGAUAAUUUGUACCAAAA
Molecule: messenger RNA, 1939 nt
Organism: Bemisia tabaci
Lineage: Eukaryota; Metazoa; Arthropoda; Insecta; Hemiptera; Aleyrodidae
Source: RefSeq, a predicted model, not a curated record